UUAAUAAACUGCAAAUGUCUCACCCAAAUGGAGUUGCAUCUCCAUUAUUUAUUUUCAUCUUGGUUUUCACUUCUUUGUUUUUUCCCAAGUUUGUUUUAGUGUUUGGGUCGUCACCUGCUGAGGAACGCAGCUUCAAGAGAUCAGAUCCUUUGCCUCAUUCCAAGUACUACAAUGGCACCUACGAUGUUACAAACAAACACUAUUGGGCUUCUGCCGCAUUUACAGGAGUCCAUGGAUAUGUAAUAGCGGGCAUUUGGAUGUUAUCUGGGCUUGGUUUUGGCAUUUCCAUGAUUUUCAAGACCCUAAAGAGUACUGCUUCUUCUCCGGCUAUUCACCUUUUGGAUGGCUACUAUGUCUUUAUGUUCCUGCUGGUCCUCCUGUUUACCUUUCUCGCCAUUCUUGCCACCAGUUUCGUACUCGCAGAAAAUCACAACUUCUUGAACAAGACACAAAAAUUGAAGAAUACGAUUAUGAAAUCAGGCCAGGAUGUGCGAACAACCAUCAAAAAAGUGAUUAACUCCAUGCGAAUAAUACAACACCUAUUACAUCCGUAUGAACUAAAUACUACCCGCGAAUUGAGUGUAACCUCUCAUAGACUUGGAAAUGCUUCACGAGCCAUCCGAAGAUUUGUUCUCAAGAAUGGUCACACGAUCGACCUCACAAUUCGUUCUUCGUACAAAUUACAUUUGGUAGGGAUAAUCUUCAAUUUGGUAUUGGUGGUCACGGGGCUAGUUCUUCUCCUGUUGCAUUGGCAUCCCGGAUUCAUCACUAUAAUUGUCCUCUGCUGGAUCUUAACAACUCUAUUCUGGGUUAUGACAGGCUUUGAUUUCUUCCUCCAUACUUUUUCAGAAGAUACUUGUUCAGCUUUUGAGAAUUUUAUUCAAAAUCCUCAAAAUAACAGUCUGAAAUCUAUCUUACCAUGCAUUGAUUCCUCCAAUUCAGAUGGAAUAUUAACAGACAUUGGCCGCAUUAUUCAUACUUCUAUAGCCAAGAUGAACUCAAAAAUAACAAAUGUAUAUCGAGUGCUCGGGUUAAACAGACAAAAUAAUGAUAUAUCAGAGUUUGGCAAGAUCUGUAACCCUUUCUCAGAAGGGCCUAAUUACACCUAUAAUCCUGGAAAGUGCCCCAGGAGUGCCAUUCCAAUCGGUGAAUUAUCACUGGUUCUUUCAAGAUUCACAUGCUACAAAGAGAAUUCAACUAAAUCAUGCAGAAGACAGAGAAAAAUUAUUCCCCAGAAGGCGUAUGACAAGGCUCUGGCUUAUAGUCAAUCUCUACAAGACAUGCUGAAAAUAUACCCAGACUUGAAAAGCUUGACAGAAUGCACCAUUUUGAAAGACACAUUUGCUGAUGUUGUUAUGAAUCAAUGCAAGUCGUUCAAGGUUUCAAUUCAAUUGUUAUGGUCAUCAAUGUUGUCUCUUUCCAUUUUCAUGGUGACUUUAGUAGUAAUUUGGGUGGUAAGAGCUUUUCAAGAGAAGGGAAGAUGCUUCUCUAGAUGCUCCAUCGUCCCUAACUCUUCUGGAUAGUUUAUCAAUUAGGAUUGACUGUACAUAAGUUUUAGGAAAAUUUGAGGCUGGGGAAGUUGUAUUUUUUAUUUUAUUUAAAACCAGUUCAAAAAUAGCAGUCCAUGACUGUCG
Molecule: messenger RNA, 1634 nt
Organism: Pistacia vera
Lineage: Eukaryota; Viridiplantae; Streptophyta; Magnoliopsida; Sapindales; Anacardiaceae
Exons: 9
Coding region: 15-1523 (502 amino acids)
Cellular component (GO): membrane
Source: RefSeq, a predicted model, not a curated record